GUUUAAUCCCACAACACAAGUCCGAGACUGGGUUUGUCGGCGUGGGCGCCCUUUGUUGGUGUCUGCCUAUCUCACUUGUCUCACCAUUUAGUGGACGCGCCACGGAUUGUUUGGCAUACCCUGUCGUGGUGAUUGAGCUCCGGCGCCACCGAUACUGUCGAGCCCUCAAGACGCCAUAAGCCUCCAUUUGGUCAUCCUCGACCCUUGGACACCUGCGCACGCCUGCAACUCAGACGUCAACACGCCGCACGGCCGGCCGCCGCCUCCGCCGCCUCCGCCGUCUUUCCGACCCUGCAUCCAGCCAGCUGCUGCCAGGCCAGCAGGCCAGCCAUCAUUCCCCAUCAAAAUGUCGAGUACCAGCGCGGCUACGGCGACAACGAGCCGGACAACGACUACCGCGGCUGAUGCAAGCUCGCAAUCUUGUCGGGUUGCAAACAAGAAAACCGCACUCCCAGCGACAACAACACGAGCCAUCUCCUACUACGACCAGAGGCCAUCCCCCAUCAUCCACCCCGUCUCCAUCCUCCGCAAACCCUCCCUUCCAAACCUCAGCUCGCUCGCACAAGUUGCAGCAGCAGCUGUCCCAAGACUCCCUCAGACGACACCCAUCAUGUCGUCUCCACUAUCAGGCCAUGCAGGCCACUCCAUCGCCUUCCCUCCACUCCCUCCACUUCCUCCUUUCCCCCGUGCCAGCGACAAUGUCCUUCGCAAGUCGGCUCCUCCUACCACCCAGACCUCGACUCUGGCAUCCGGAUCACAGACCACCCGUAUCCGCCCUCGCAGAUCCCGUGUCUCGUUCCGCGAUGAGGUCGAUGCGCUCGAGGAACAACCCCGACGUCGACCCACAUCGCACGGUCCACCUUCCCCAAUACUCACUCCCUCCAGGCGGCCGUCUGCAGACGCAGAGGUCGCAGUGCGCAAGGCGACGUCUGUACGCCCCGUCCUGAAGCGUGCAUCCUCCUCCACUCCUCUCAGCUCGGCGCGUCGUGCUUCGGAAUCAACAACAACGCCGGGGCCACCAACUUCUAUUUACGACGCGUUUGACGCGUUCCGGCCGCAGACCCUCAGGUACCCUCGCGUGUCUCCCGCACUCGCACGCCUCAGUGACGGCGGCCUUAGUCUGACAGGCGCCGCCGACACCUGGUCCGCCGGCGCCAUCAGGCGCAAACAAGCCACUAUCGAGGCUACCACCUCUAAACUCACAGCAUCGCCUUCACCGUCACACGCUUCUUCCACCGCGGCGGCUGCGUCAAAGGACCGCGAGUCCGAGCGCGACAACCGUGCCAGCACACAAACGACGUCCUCGCGCAAAGCACGCAAACCUCGCUCGCCCAUCCCUUCCUGGUCGUCAACAUGCCCGUCGCUCAGCUCGUCAAGUCACCGCGCAUCGGUCGCGUCGACGCUGACAGCGCCCUCGAUGACGAGCUUGUUGCUGUCGCCCCCAUCACCAAGCGACAGGUACCUCCCCGCGAUGCCGACUGCUCCUUCCUUUGGAGAAGAUGGUGUUCCUGUCUCGCCACUGCCUGCGGCGACGGAGCGCGAGGUUGACUCUGCUGCAUUGUUGGUCGACGGAGGGUAUCGUGCAAAGCGCGCAGCAGCAGAAGGAGCAAGUGGAGGUUCCUACCAGCGUGACACCUCCCAGGGUCACCCCUUGGACCCUCACCACCCGCGCGUUCAUGCGCCCCUGCGCCUCCGACCUCGACACAGCGAACCCGCAUCCUUUGGUUCGUCUGCUCCAUCUUCCUACUCUGUCCCUCGCGCAAGCGAACGUCUACUCCGUCUCCAGAACUCGCUCGCCGAUCUCCGCAUGCAGCGUCGAGCUUCAGCAAAGGGGAACUCUCCCAACUCCUCCUCCUCCUCUCAUCGCCCCAAACCACUAGUCUCCCCGGCGCAACGCGACUCUCCCCGUUCAGGACCGCCCCAGCCUGCAACCCCCGACGCUCCGGCACCGUCGGGCACUCCAUCCAGCGUGCGAUCCAGCUUCCGGGUGUCGCGAGCACCAAGCCCAACCUUUGCAGAGCUUACUCGUGCCCGUCCAGGCCGCGAGCGAGAUGAUCAUGAUGCCGACUCUGACGAAAGUGACCUCGACCUCUCGCUUCCCCCACUCAACGCGGCGCUGCGUUCGCGCGUAAUUCCGUCGUCUUCACGGCUGCUCGUCAAAAUGACGCAGCCGUCGGGAGCGGGAGCAACCUACGACGAAAAGCGUGACGGCCUUGGAUGGAGUGGCAGCGAGUCCGAGGAGGAAGAGUUCUCGCGCACAGUUGCCCGCAUCGCUAGGCGCAAGAGCGGCAUGCCGCCCCCGCGUCAGCUGUCCAAGCGCCCCUCCCUGCCGGCCGGCUACCUGCAUCGCCACUCGGACUUUUAUGGCAGCGGCCUUGCUUCCAACCAGACCUCCCCUUCGACCGCGUCUGACUCGCAGACCGGUGGACCACCGACGCCCAGCGUCUCUGAGCGCCCAUCCACUUCGCUCGGCACCUCGAGGCCUACGCACGGCACCGUAGCGCUGCUAUCUGCCCUGGUUGAGCAGAAAUACGCGUCUCGCGACGUGCUCCCUCGCCCCAAGCGUUUCGUGCACGGGUGGGGCGCACCUGAAGUGCUGCUCGAGGACGACUGGCCGCCCGACAACCUGGCAUCGGACGACAUGUCCAUGUCGGAGAACAGCAGCUCGAUGACCAAUGUGACGACCCCGACGAUCUCCAAGCAGGCUGCGCCUGCUUCUACGCGUCUCCCGCGACCUCUAGGGAGAGCGUGGUAGAUAUUCUCCUUUAUUGCAAUCGCACCCAGCUUGUUGUCAUUACCAGUGUAACUCGUCAAUCAUCGAUUCGCACAUUUAUACACUACUACUAUGCAAUCUACUUCGAUG
This is a messenger RNA of Cutaneotrichosporon oleaginosum, 2863 nucleotides long. NCBI's taxonomy places the organism in Eukaryota, Fungi, Basidiomycota, Tremellomycetes, Trichosporonales, Trichosporonaceae. The record is from RefSeq and is a predicted model, not a curated record.